Messenger RNA from Nothobranchius furzeri (turquoise killifish), 4367 nucleotides. The record is from RefSeq and is a predicted model, not a curated record. NCBI's taxonomy places the organism in Eukaryota, Metazoa, Chordata, Actinopteri, Cyprinodontiformes, Nothobranchiidae.
UUUCAACAAUGAGAACGGGAGAAGGGGCUCCCGGAUGCCCCUCUGGGACAGAGCCAGCUGGGUAUAUCAUAAGAUAAGAUAAGAUAUGAACAACUUUAUUUAUCCCGAGGGAAAUUGUUGUGUCAUGUACAUGCUCAAAGCAGUAGGAAAGACAAAGGAACAGGUGAAAUAGAAAUAUGAUAUACAAUGUAUACAGUAAAAAAUAAUCUACAGUAGUACCCUGUAGGAUCAUGAACUCCUGGAAACAGUGGAACCUGAUCUGCCUCUCUCAACUGUCUGUAGAGGAUUCUGAAGAUGUUUGGAUAUUCGUUGUUUUGGUGUCAGGAUUCCUGCUGUUUGGCCUGAGCGGUUGCCUGACUUACCGGAAAAUUAAUGAGCUUUUGAGGAAUAUUGGCUCAAUCCCGGAGCUCAGUGAUGCACAAACUCAUAUAAUUGUCGAGAUGACUCGUAAGCUUGGAACUUUGGCUGAGCUUCAGGUUCUGGCAUAGAAGGUGGAUUCCAUCAAGAGGCAAGUUGACGGAACAGCACGGAUUGGGAUAGAUUAAUUAUUCCGUUAUUGGAUCUAGAGGGGUUGAAGACCAACAGAACUCUAAGGCAGAGAGGAAAUUAUCUCUAUCUGUCCCCAAAACAAUUCUUAUCUGAAUCUGGUGCCCUUGGAGCCUGUGAGGUUGAAGUAUAAACUCCCCCCUCAGACGAAAUGUGGAAUGCUGUCGUCGCUUUGGAAACUCUUUCUCCCUAUCCCAGGCUGGGCGCACUCUAAAAACCUCAACUACAGUUUUGUCAUUAUAACACAUAUUUCUAAGUUAAGUGAGCAUUUUUUUUCUAAAAUAGUUUAACUGAAUUAAAAUGUUAAGUUCACAAAUUAGUUGUCCAUUUAAACUCAAUUUUUCAGUUGAGACAACUUUAGGUAAUGAGUGGUGCAUCCAGAGAAGCAACUAAGGGCCCCACACAUGGUAAACUUUGUUGAAGUAUUGGAAAUCAUGUAAUUUAUCCAUGAGAAUACAAUGAAUACUUACAUUUAUACCUUUGCAUUCGUAUAUAUUUGUGUUUUUAUGUGUUUGUAAACAUUUUAGUUUAACAUGCCAAUCUGGUGCCAUUAAUGUUAAACUGACUGUGUAAAGUAAUCUAAUAAACAUUAAUUCAUCUUAAAAAAAAGUCAUGUUUCAAACAUUGGCAGAAAUUUGUUUUUAAUAUAUCUUAGUAACAUUAACUAAAGUACUUCAAAGUUUUUGAAAGUUUUUGUAACUUACACUCAUACCAUUUUUUAACUUCUUACUUUUAAAAAAUAAAGCAUAAAUGUAUUUUAAUGAUAAAUGUGUUAUUUCUUAGAGUUAAACUUUGUAUAAUUUUACUCAUUUUCUUAAUGAUGUGAAUCUGCACCUAAAAUAAUUAUCUUCUCACAAAACGCUCUCAAAACAUUUGAUUUUUGUAUAGCUUUAUGUGUAUUUGUAUAAUUAAUCCCCCUUAAUGAUUGUUAACAUAAAUGUAUUCCACUGAAUUGCAUAUUUUGUUUGUUUUAACGUUGUUUAAUCUAUUCGUACUUUGUUACAUUAUGGUUUUGAAAUAAAUCAAUAAAAAACAACGGAAACAGUUUCGUUUUAGAGAGAAACGAAAUGCGAUUCAGACGCCCGAUCGAUAGGUGGCAGACAGUUCGAGAAAUUCAAGAAUUUAGAGACAGUCGUCAUUUCCGGAAGCCGGGUUAGCGCGGUACUGAGCCGGAGCGGAAUUUGGACGAGACGCACAGCACCGUUGGUCUGAACGUUCUGUAUGUAUGCUGUUUGAUCAGGUAAGCCUCUUUAUGAUAUAAACGUUAUUUUGCUGGUUGCCGCUCAAAUGCCUUAAGUAUUUAAACACAUUGGUAUAUUGAUAGAAUUGGACUUUCGUACUGGUCGAGGCCAAGCUAGCAAAGGCUAAUUCUUGUGUAAGUGAAAGUGUGUGCUUGCUCUGGCAUUCUACCAUCUAAGUCUACUCUAUUUUUUUUUGACUGGGAAAUGCUUUUAUUUGAUUUAUUUAGUCCCCAGCGUCCAACUUCAUUGGUAUUUAUCCUCAUAUCUUUCGUUUUAUGUCGCCAUCUGUCGAGAUUAACCGUUGUGCGCGCUCAUUUUCCCUAGUGGAUGGCGCCACACGUUUUUUGUGGAACACGGACAUAAAAGUGUCUAGAGCCCUUUUCAGAUAGACAUUCUGGAACAUUUGUGGACAAUUCAAUCCGGUUUUUAAGAGGAACUGUGUUUUCAGACACGCCACUUUUGUACCGGAACUUGUCCUUUCGGCUGCGUUCACACAGCAGGGAAAAGUUCCAGAUGUCUGACGGCGGCGGGGGGUGGGGGUGGGGGGAGAGAGAAUCGGACUCAUGUUAAGAAGAAGAAGAAAAUAUCAUUUCUAUAGCGCCUCUCAAGAUAAAAAUCACGAGGCGCUUAAGCAUAAUUCUGCGCACGAAGACGCAUAAGAGACCUGGAUGAUGAAGCUCAAUGGUUAAAGGAAUCACUGAAGCGGUGUGAAGCGCUCCGUCGCGCGUCUAGACGGUAUCGUUUGUCAGAAUCAUCAGUAUUCUUGUUCAUUCUUCAGCCAAGGUGUCUUUCUUGUGCAGAAAACUCAUGUCAUGGUACAUUGAACAUUGCAGAUGCUAUGAAGUAUCUGAAACAACUGACAUUGAAAUUCUUGAGGAAGAAGAUCUUAAUGAUAUCCAUCCUCUUACGUCUUAUGUUAUUCAGGGAAAAGCUGUUGUCUCCCUGAAGAAGUUCCUCCUCCACCUUUAAGAUCAUGCUGUUUCGUGUCAUUGUGUCACCAGACAACAUCAGAAGGGUGGAUAUUUCGGAGAGCCUGUGUUCAGUAGAACAUUUAAAGAACAUUCUUCAAGAAUGCCUUGAACUUGCAGGUGAUAUUUUGAUUCAGUUUGAGGAUCCUGAUUUUGGGAAUGAACUGUGCAAUUUAACAGACAUUAAAGAACUUCCUAAAGACAAAGCAGUACUGAAGAUUUUGUAUCAAGGAGCAAUCCAACAAAGAGAUGAAUCUGCAUCCUCAAUUUCUUCCACGCCAUCUUUAAAUGACUUAGCUCCAUCAACCAGCAGAAGUCGGAGUUCAACCCUACAUCUUACACAGCGAGACAGUGGAAUGGAAAAUACUUUUUCCAUGAGGAGGAAGGAAAUAGUGGGAAAACAACCCUUUGUCUCUGAUGUGAUGAAUCGAUGGCUUGCGCUGUUCUUUGAAGAACAGAUAUGUGCUGAGUUUUUUCGAGUUACCCGGGUGGAGCUGAUGAAGACCUUCUUGUCAUAUCUGGAUGAACACUCUGCACAACUCAUAAAGCUGUACAGAUCGCGCUCUGGAAAACUUGACAAGGAGCUCAAGAACCUUCUAGAUAUAUUUGAUGAGAAGACGACCGAUGUACUUGAAUACAGAAAGUCUACAGCUCUUCGAGGUCUGCCUCUAUAUUUGAAGGAACAGUCUGAUGGGUUUCUAAAAACGUGUCUGGAUACUGACCCAGUGGAUGUGGCUGUCCAAGGCAUGGAACUUGGUAUUCUCACGGUUGUCGAAGAUGAUGUUGGAACAGUUAACUCAUUUCCAACAACAAGAAGCAUCGCCCUGAUUAUUGAGGAGCAGAUUGUCCUUGAUGACAUCAGCAGUUUCCCAACUGCAUUUGCACUUCUCUUCGGCCUCAUAUAUGCUCUUAACCUGGACUAUCCUAAGAACUUGAGGUACACUUUUGAGGCCACUCAAAAGGGUUUCCUCAGUCUGGGAACCGACUGCUCAGCCAGAGUCCAGGCCCUAAAGAAUAGUUUGCUGAAAUAAAGAUGGUGUUUUCUCCUACUCUGGUGAGUGCUGAGAAGGUAAGAGACGGCAAGUUGUUCUUCAAUGUUAAGCGUUGCUAAAGCAUUGUUUAGAAUGUUUUCAUAUAAAAAUAUAAUGAAUGUUGAAAUGGCUUGUUCAGGGGUGGUUAUUUGUAUAUAAUAAGUGUUCUCUCCUCUACGAGUUUCUUAAUCUCCACCAGCCAUACAGAUUCUAAAGACUGGCAGGUGCCAAGCAGUCUUUUAUUAUUAUUAUUAUUAUUUUUUGUGUAAGUUGUUUAACAAAUGUCAAAUGUUUCAAAAGCAGUAUUUUAAAUGCUUUUAAAUGAAGAUUUUCUGAAUGUUAAAAUGGCUUCUUCAGGGAUUACUGUUGUACAGAAUUGUACAUCUUUUUCUAAUACUUUUUUACAUGCCAAAGUUAUCCAAAACAAUAUUACAAGGUAGCCACUAUACUGAGCUCUACAGAAGUUUAUAACACUGUUAUCAAUUAUUUUUCUUUGUACUUCAGAGUACAAUAUCCAGGAUGAGAUGAAUAUUUUUCAGUGUCAUUGUUGUGGCAUAUUUUCAUUUAUGGUAAGGAUAUAU